AUGACUCUCGAUUAUACAAGCCAUCCGGCAGAGCUUGUUAAAGGAGGAGAGGUCCCCAACAACCCCAAAGUGACUGUCGAGGAUUUGCGAAAUGCAAUUCCUGAGCACUGCUUCAAGUCAUCUUACAAGCUUUCAUUUUGGUACCUUUUCAGAGACUUAGCUGUUGCUACAAUAACGGUGGUUGUAGCAUAUUUCUAUAUACCUCGAAUCGAGACUACCGUGCUUCGUUAUGCGGCUUGGGCUACUUAUGGAGUUAUCCAAGGACUAACGGCCACUGGUAUCUGGGUACUUGGCCAUGAGUGUGGACACUCUGCAUUCUCCCCGUCCGACAUCUUGAAUGAUACUCUGGGUUGGAUUCUGCAUUCUGCUCUCCUCACGCCCUACUUCUCCUGGCAAUCUAGCCAUCGACGCCAUCAUAUAUAUGCAAAUCAUUUGGUGAAAGACCACAACUACGUUCCCCUACCAAAGGAUAAGUACGCCGCGCUCUUGUCUGUUGAUACUGGUCGACUCGAAGAGCUUACUGAGGAUUCUCCGAUUUACACAUUGCUACGCAUAGUGGCACAACAUCUAUUCGGUUUUCCAUUGUAUCUUACAGCGAACAUCACUGCAUCCCAGGGUUCACUGAAUCAGGCUCAAUCCAGCAUAAUUCUAGGCAAUAGUCACUUCUCACCAGCAAGCACACUAUUCCGUCCUGAGGAAUCACAUCUCAUUGUUCUUUCAGAUAUUGGCAUUGGCGUUGUUGUGCUGGGACUUUGGUACGCCAGCCAAAUAUUCGGCGGAUACAUUGUUGCAUUGCUGUAUCUUCAACCUUAUCUCUGGGUCAACCACUGGAUUGUCGCUAUCACCUAUCUGCAUCACACACACCCUGAUGUCCCUAAGUACGAACCAGAAGCAUGGACGUUUCUUAAAGGUGCACUUGCAACAGUUGAUCGGGAGCUGGGGUGGGUGGGAAAGCACAUGCUACACAACAUUGCCGAGUUCCAUGUUAUUCAUCACCUGUUCUCUCGUAUCCCUCAAUACCACGCCGAGGAAGCAACAAAGGCUAUUAUGCCGUUGCUGAAAAGCUCUUACCAUUGUGAUAAGAAGCGAAACUUUUGGAUAUGUAUGUGGGAGUCUUUUACCAAGUGUCAGUACGUUGUUCCAUAUGAUGGGAAAGCCAAGCCAGAAGAUCGUACAAUGAUCUACAAGGGUGGCCCAACGCCAACUUCAGAGAUCUUUAUGAGGAAGAAAGGAUGGGCCAAGGAGGUAAAUUAG
Molecule: messenger RNA, 1254 nt
Organism: Botrytis fragariae
Lineage: Eukaryota; Fungi; Ascomycota; Leotiomycetes; Helotiales; Sclerotiniaceae
Product: putative delta fatty acid desaturase protein
Exons: 4
Coding region: 1-1254 (417 amino acids)
Biological process (GO): lipid metabolic process
Molecular function (GO): oxidoreductase activity
Source: RefSeq, a predicted model, not a curated record